This is a messenger RNA of Ctenopharyngodon idella (grass carp), 3617 nucleotides long. RefSeq names its product solute carrier family 25 member 14 (gene slc25a14). Gene Ontology annotation, cellular component: mitochondrial membrane. Bases 240 to 1100 code for a protein of 286 amino acids. The record is from RefSeq and is a predicted model, not a curated record. Gene Ontology annotation, biological process: mitochondrial transport. Lineage: Eukaryota; Metazoa; Chordata; Actinopteri; Cypriniformes; Xenocyprididae. The transcript is spliced from 9 exons.
GGGGAGUCUAGUCUCUUUCAAACUUCCGGGCGGGAACUUCCGGUUACGGUGAGUUGAGUUCCUGCUAGAGACACAUGAUGGGAAACUGAAAGCCGUAGGUGCGCUCCUGGAGUUUGUCUGCGAAAAGUACAGUAAUCCUACAUGUGGUCGAGACGAUGGGAUCCAAAAUAAAAUAACAGAGGUGACUGAAGCACCAAGCCUCAGUAGGACUCCAUCAAGCCGAGGGGGCCGCAACAGAAAUGGCAAACCUGAACUGGAAGCCGUUUGUCUAUGGGGGAAUGGCCUCAAUUGUCGCAGAAUUCGGUACGUUUCCCAUUGAUCUCACAAAAACACGGCUCCAGGUUCAAGGGCAGAUGCACUGUAUGGAGGUCCGAUAUCGGGGGAUGUUCCAUGCUUUGUUCAGGAUUGGACGUGAAGAAGGUAUCCGGGCAUUGUAUUCAGGAAUUUCACCUGCGCUCCUCCGACAAGCUUCCUAUGGGACAAUCAAGAUCGGUACAUACAACACACUGAAGAAACUGUUUGUUAGCCAUCCUGAAGAUGAAACUAUGGUGAUAAAUGUAUUUUGUGGGGUGGUGUCUGGUGUUUUGUCCUCCUCUUUGGCAAAUCCAACGGAUGUGCUAAAGAUUCGCAUGCAGGCUCAAGGCAGCCUGUUACAGGGAAGCAUGAUGUCUAAUUUCAUCAACAUUUACCAGACAGAGGGCACUCGAGGCUUGUGGAGGGGUGUCAUUCCCACUGCACAGAGGGCAGCCAUUGUGGUAGGUGUGGAGCUGCCAGUCUAUGACAUCACCAAGAAGCAUUUGAUUCGUUCAGGCCUAAUGGGAGACACAGUGUUCACUCAUUUCAUUUCCAGUUUCACAUGUGGUCUGGCAGGAGCGCUGGCCUCCAACCCAGUGGACGUGGUGAGGACACGUAUGAUGAAUCAGCGUGUGCUCGCCGGUAACCCUCUGUACAAGGGCACCCUGGACGGACUCAUGCAGACCUGGAGAAAUGAAGGAUUUUUUGCUCUUUAUAAAGGCUUCUGGCCCAACUGGCUGCGUCUGGGUCCCUGGAACAUCAUUUUCUUCAUAACCUUUGAGCAGCUGAAGAAGCUUCCGUUGUAGCUGAGUCUAUGACUUCGCUGAACUGUUUGUGCGUGUUUGUGUGUGUAUGGAGCCUCUGUCCUUAGCCUUCACCAUCCCUUUUCCAUCACAUACCUAUAAGUAUGUUUAUUUAAGAACUUGUUUUAUUCUGUUCUCAUUUGUAUUGUACAUACUUGACAUUUAAAUACACUCAUUUUUGCACCUAAAUGCUUUAUUUUUCACUCCUGGCAGCUAUCUGUCCAUCUGCGCCAUGUUCACAGGCCCAGUGGUGAUAUCAUAAUAUAUGCAUAGCCAGCUAGAAGUCACACUGGUGAAUAUUUGAGGUAAAGCACUAUAGCUGGAAACCAUCAGGCAUAGUUUCUCCUCACUGGCUUGAGAUCAUGGCAUCAUACCAUAGUGCUCAAGUUAAGUUACUAAAGACAUGUCCGCUGGGUGAGAAUGUAGAGCAAUAGUUAGUGUAUUACUGAAUAUAAUCAGAGGUUAUAUAGGGUAUAUAUCAGAUCCCCCAGGAAUAUUUGAGGUCAACACACUCCAAAUUAGACAUUAUCUUUUUCUAAGUUAAACUGUUCACAUGUAGACAGCGCUUCAAUUACAAAAAUCUAAUUGCUUCAUCUGUAGACUGCAGAUAUGAUAGGAAAUGUCCAUGUUACAAACUUGUAUAUAGGUCAAAUUAAUACCAAAGGAACUAGUAAGGGGGUGAUGUGACCUCACAUCCUGGAACUUUGAACUCAGUGGGCCUUAUUCAUAAAACACAAGCAAAUUUUAGUGUAGCCUCAAUCAUUCACAAGUCCGUUCUUGCUCAAGUUGUCACAUUUAAAUCAACAUUGCUUGUUUCAUAAGGCCCAAUGUGCGCAGAAAGUAUCCAAUAUUAUGUCUAAAACUUCUGAAAUGCUCCAUGAAGAUGGAUGAGGAGUUUUUGCUUGAACAUGCACAGAAUUUAAACACUUGUACACAAGAUAUGUACUGUUUUUAUUCUUUUCUGUUUUUGCAGUGAUCUCUUUGUCACGUGAGUGUGUGUUUGUAGUUUGUGUUCUGAGAAGCACAUGCAAAAUGUUAAAUAUUUUGGCAAUUGUCAAGUGUGUAAAUACGGCUACUGUAUGAUAGAAUAAAAUAAUAGCUUAUAUAGUGUUUUUUUUUUUUUUUUUUUUAAAUCAGAUUUUGUGGGAAGAGGGGUCAGUUGCAUUUUGGGUGCUUGCCUCCUUUGCCAAAGUGGACAUGUUUUGAACCAGAACUGCACUGUUGUUGCUGAGUUUUUAAAAGUGACAUUAUUAUUGGGAAAGUACUGUUACAUAUGUAUCAUUGUAUGUCAAUAUAUUUCAAUGCUUUUGUAUUUAUGCCUUUGCCUAAUCGUUUUAUGCCUCUUGGUGUGUUAGCCAAACAUGAAGGGAUGAACUUCUGCUAUACUUUACUGUGCUCUGUUGUUCAUAACCUUAAACAUGUUCAUAAUCAUAUCAAACUGUACUGUAAACUAUCUGUAAUCAAACAUUCUUGCUUAAGUUAUAUGGGCAAACGGUCCUACAUACGACUUCAAGGUGACAGGUUUAAAUGGCUUAAUGUAUAUGUAAUGCCUGGAUUAUUCAGGGGUUUCCUCUUUAAUAUACUUGCUUCUAAUUCUUUCCCAGACUUAGGCUUUUGCUAGAUUGGUCACUACAGCAUGGUGCAUGAUAUAUUCCUCUCUGGGUAACUUUUGAAAAUGCUUAUUUCAUUGUGUAGCAAAGACCAAGAACCACAUUAACCAAUGUGCCAGUGUUUUUAUUUCAAUUUACUGUAAGUCACCCACAGAUCAUGUUGUUGUUGGUUUUUUUUUUUUUUUUUUUUGCAUUAUUUUUAUUUUUUUUUUAAAAUAAUUUUUAAUGUAGCAGAUAUUUGCUCUUUUAUUAAAUGAAAUGUUCUUUUGUGUAGAUGUAAUUUAAAUUUGUGGGGGUGUUCAUUUGGAUGUAUAAUGGAGGUCAUGAUGAAUGUUCUGAUUACACUGUCAUACAAUGAUGACAAUUGUACAAUUUACUGCCCCAGUUUUCUAAAAUUUGUGUGUGUGUGUGAGAGAGAGGUGAGAGAGAGAGUGAGAGAGAGAGUGAGGGUGAGGGAGAGAGAGAGAGAGGUGAGAGAGAGAGUGAGAGAGAGAGUGAGGGUGAGGGAGAGAGAGAGAGAGUGAGAGAGAGAGAGUGAGUGAGAGAGAGAGAGUGAGAGAGAGAGAGUGAGAGAGAGAGAGUGAGUAUAAAAGCAAAUAAAAUCCCCAACACUUUUUUUUCUUUUUCUUUUUUUCUCCUUUUCGAAAAUUGAAAUGCAGCAAAUACCCAUUGCUGGGUAUUAUAUUUGCUUGGAAUUGCCAAUUUCCUUGUGAUCCACUCUUUGGUUAAGUGUCUUUGGUGAACAUAAACAUUUAUUAUGAUCUAUUGGUUGAAUAGACAAUGAAUUGUUUUAAGAUUGUCUGAUUUUUUUUUUUUUAUUUAUUUAUUUUUUUCUCCAAUGGCUGGUUUAAAUUAUUUUGCUUUGUCUGAUGUAACUGCACCCCGAUAAUAAACACAGUGUUCACUGAAA